UUCGUAGUUUGUUUCUUUCUUCAAUUCUCUUUCGCUGACUACCAAAAGCAAACGUCAACUCCCUCUCUCUCUCUCUCUCUCUCUCUCUCGUCCUCUCUCUCCGGCGACCGUCUUCCCAUGGCUCCGUCCGGUUAUCGGCUCACCGCUCUCCUUCUCACCUGGUUGUCUCUGACCGAGCUCAUCGUCUCCACGCAGGCUCUCUCCUAUCCAAGCAAUCGCCACCGUCCGUUGAUUCUGCCUCUCUCUCUAACACCCCAUGAUUCUUCGGCUUCUUCUUCUUCUUCUCCUUCUCACGAGAGAGAUCAUCACCGCCGGCGAUUGCACAACUCGGAGCUCUCUCGCUCGGCCAGCGCUCGCAUGCGGCUCUACGAUGAUCUCCUCUCUAAUGGAUACUAUACAACGCGUCUUUCCAUUGGGACGCCUCCUCAGGAGUUUGCACUGAUUGUGGACACGGGAAGUACCGUCACUUAUGUUCCUUGUUCCAAUUGUCAACAGUGUGGUAAACAUCAGGAUCCAAGAUUUCAACCUCAUUUGUCUUCCACCUAUCAACCUGUCAAAUGCAAUGCCCAUUGCUACUGCGACACUGCAGGAAAGCAGUGCACUUAUCAGAGACGGUAUGCUGAGAUGAGCUCCAGUACCGGUGUGCUGGGAAAUGAUCUUGUAUCAUUUGGGAAUGAAAGUGAGCUCACACCCCAGAGGGCUGUUUUUGGGUGUGAAACUGUGGAAACUGGUGAUCUGUUCAGCCAACGAGCAGACGGCAUAAUGGGCUUGGGUCGUGGCUACCUCAGCCUUGUGAAUCAGCUCGUUGAGAAGCACGUUAUCGAUGACUCUUUCUCGUUAUGCUAUGGUGGUAUGGGCGUGGGUGGGGGUGCAAUGAUACUUGGAAGUAUUGCUUCUCCCACGGGAAUGGUAUUCUCCCAUUCGGAUCCUCAACGCAGUCCUUAUUACAAUAUCAAGCUGAAGGAAAUACAUGUUGCUGGGAAGCCAUUGAAGUUGAGGUCAAGUGUUUUUGAUGGAAGACAUGGAACAGUCUUGGAUAGUGGAACGACAUAUGCAUACCUACCAGCAAAGGCAUUUCUGGCAUUCAGGGAUGCUAUUAUAAAUAAUGUUCGAUCCCUGAAAAAGAUUCAAGGACCUGAUCCGAAUUACCACGAUGUUUGUUUUGGUGGUGCUGGAUGGGACAUCGCCAAGUUAUCUGAAGUAUUUCCAAAGGUUGAUAUGGUUUUCGGCAACAAGCAAAAGUUGUCGCUAUCUCCUGAGAAUUACUUGUUCAAGCAUACGAAGGUUCCUGGGGCAUACUGCUUAGGUGUAUUUGAGAACAAAAAUGAUGAAACCACUCUGCUAGGAGGUAUAAUUGUCCGCAACACCCUUGUCACUUAUGAUAGGGAGAAAAAUAAGCUUGGCUUUUGGAAAACUAAUUGCUCUGAACUGUGGAAGCAACUGGAAGAUACUGGUUGUCCCACACCUGCACCUUUAGUUCCUCAGAACCACAAUACUACUCCAGCUGUUUCUCCUAGCUUAGCUCCAAGUGGAUUGCCUCCAAAUUCUUUUCCGGGUAAGAAGAUUGAAUUUCGAGUAGGAGUCAUAAUGUUCAACAUGUCAUUCAGCAUCAAAAACUCCAGCUGGAAGCCUAACUUCACAGAAUUUGAAGAACUUAUUGCUCAUGAGUUGGGAAUGAAUACUGCACAGGUCCAUUUGCUGAACUUCACUUCCAGUGGAAACCAGUUCCUUGCUGAGUGGGCCAUCUUUCCAGCUGACUCUGCUGACUACAUCUCUAACACCACCGCAGUGAACAUAAUCACACGCUUAAGAGAUCAUCAUGUGCAGCUUCCUGAGAGAUUCGGUAGUUAUCAGCUAGUUGAAUGGAAAAUUGAGCCUCAAAAGGAGCGCACGUGGUGGCAGCGAAAUUAUUUGGCAGUGGCUGCAGUAGCUUCAGUAGCGCUGUUUCUUACCCUAACGAGUAUUGCACUAUGGUUCGUUUGGAAGAAUAACCGGCAGCAAUCCGGUUCAUACAAGCCUGUAGGUGUCACCAUUCCUGAGCAAGAGCUUCAGCCGCUUUGACUGAGUCACGUUCAUCUGCUCAUUAUGAUUUUUUUGGGUGCAAGUCAUCGAUAUACGUCGAUAGAGGAAGGAUUUCUAGCUGCGUCAAUCCCAUCUUCGGUCGGAGGAAGGUUACAAUCUAUGUAGUUCGUCUAUGGGGCAGUUCCUACCACGGGUAUAUAGUAGAAGCCUACAAAGCAGUCCCUCAUACGGUUAUACGGUAGAAAAGAUACUUGGCUGACGAAAAGGAUUAGAAGAUUGCAGAGUGUAACAUAGGCAGCUGCGCAGCUGUCGCAGAGAGAGAAUUCGCCGAACGAAAAACCGUCCUUGGGGCUAACCAAGUGAACGGUGAAUGACAUGGAUUGUGCUUGAUCACAUGGUUGGAAUUGGAAAGCACCAACUUCUACGGAUCUCGAAAUAGUUCAGCGCA
Molecule: messenger RNA, 2470 nt
Organism: Rhodamnia argentea
Lineage: Eukaryota; Viridiplantae; Streptophyta; Magnoliopsida; Myrtales; Myrtaceae
Product: aspartic proteinase 36-like
Exons: 12
Coding region: 118-2061 (647 amino acids)
Biological process (GO): proteolysis
Molecular function (GO): aspartic-type endopeptidase activity
Source: RefSeq, a predicted model, not a curated record